UAAACAAUAAGUAAUCUAUGCUAUUUUGGUUUCUUUAUUAUUUAAUUAUUCUAAAUGUAAAUAUAUCAACUGUAAAUUUAUACAUUAAUACUUAAAAAAUGGCUUUCGAUAUGAGUUGGGAAGUGGAUAAAUACAAAGAGGAACAUGAAAGCGAUGAACACUGGUUGUUACGAAAAUCUUUUAUGGAAAGAUGGAAAACUGAUUAUCCUGAGGAGCGAUUGGUUUGUCUGGCGCAGGUAUUUGCUAACAUAGAAUUUAUGGGAUGCAGAUACCCUACAGAAGUAAUGCAGGAAGUUGCUAGACUGUCUUACGAUAUAACAAAACAAUAUAGAAAUAUUAAAAAAACAAAAUUACAAAGAACAUUUGUAUCCGCAUCUGACGCAGCAGAAGACAGAGCGAGAGGUGUGAAACGAGAAGGAGGAAUUAUUAAAGGCCCAAUUAACAAAAAUAAAAAAAUUAUCUUUGUACCUCAAACAAAUGAAGAUGAAGAACCAGUACCGAACAUAUCAGAGGAAGUAGCAAUAAAAAAAAUAAAAAGUGACAAUGAUAUUAUACCCAAAUCUAAUGAUAAUGAUGUACCAUGUGUUAAUAAUAAUAAAACAGAUAGUAAAUCUGAUUAUUCGAAUGAAUAUAUUAAUGAAAUGUUAGCAAUUGAAUGCUUGGAUCUGAAUAGAUUUUCUGAAAACAUGUUUAAUACAAAAUUUGGUAAAAUGGUACUUUUGAUGAGACCCUGGGCAAGCAAGCUGAACAACAUUCAAUCCAGCUGCCAAGUUUGUCGCAUACCAAUAGUUAUAUCAUAUAAGGAUAACUGUUUGACUCUUUUUAUAAAAGGAUUACUUGUUGCUAAAGCGACAGGUCUGAAAGCUGAAUGCAAAAAUGAAGUUGGAACACUGGCAUGGAAUAUACUACGAGAGCAAAUGGUAACCCUGAUUAUAAAGGAACUGUGGAUGUCGCAAGGGGAGCGAGUGUCCGUCGGCGAUGUGUCCAAAGUGAAGGAGUUCGGGAUACCCGUUGAAACCAGUGUCGCUCUCAAGAUAAUGAAGUUGAUGGGCUGGACGGGCGGAGGGUUGGGGGCGGAUUCCCAAGGGAUAGAGGAGCCGAUCAAACCUCAUUUACAAUUGGUAAACCGCGCCGGUCUCGGUAGCAACAUCAACAUACGUCAGCUGAAACGAGCCGGUAUGCAGCUGAUGAAGAGCUUCAUGGAGUCGGACGCCAUCGACGUGGACCUCGUCUUCAGCAGUGAGUUCAAUAAGGAGGAACGGGCCGCCCUGCACCAGACCGCGCAACAGAUCGGCCUGGCUUCUAAGAGCUAUGGCGUAAAUGAUGAUAGAUUUUUAGUGGUAAAGAAGAAAUUAGACCCUUUUUCGAUCGUUCGAGCCGUGAUAGCGAAGGGAGGGAACACUCCGAAAUAUCAAGUCUUACUACCGAUCUCACUUGCACAGAACAGAUAAUAAAUACUCACUAUAUA
Nymphalis io (European peacock) is the source of this 1468-nucleotide messenger RNA. RefSeq lists its product as uncharacterized. The record is from RefSeq and is a predicted model, not a curated record. Lineage: Eukaryota; Metazoa; Arthropoda; Insecta; Lepidoptera; Nymphalidae. Bases 99 to 1451 code for a protein of 450 amino acids. The transcript has 7 exons. Gene Ontology annotation, molecular function: nucleic acid binding.